AUGUCUACUAGUCUACUAUCUGAGGCUACACUAUCAACUAGUGACUCAAGUCAGUCAGUUUCAAAUUGUCAUGAUUUUAGUACAGAUAUUGGAAAUUAUUUACAAGGCUCAAAUCUAUGUCCAUCUGAUUUUAUUAAGGUUAGAUUACUUGAAAUGAAUAAUAUUCCUUCAAAUGAAUUUGUAUAUCCAUUUAGUGUCCAUUUAAAAAAGGGAAAAGAAGAGAAACGGUACCUAAAAAAAUCUCAUUUUGAAAAUUAUCCUUGGUUGGUAUAUUCUCCAUAUAAAGGUGGAUUAUUUUGCAAAUAUUGUGUGCUGUUUGCUGUUAAAGGUGGAAAAGAUAAAAAUGUUACACUAAACAAAUUUGUCAACUCUCCUCUAACUAAGUUUGCUAAAAUUAUGGGUGCAGAUGGAGAUUUUAGUGUACACAGUAAUCAUUUGUAUCAUAAAAAUGCUGUACAAGUAGCUCUUGAUUUUUUGAAUACUUAUAAAAACCCACAAACAGAAAUAGUCAAUGUUUUGAAUUCUAAUAGAAUGAAAACCGUGGCUGAAAACCGUGAACGACUCAGACCCAUUAUUGAGUCCAUACUAUUUCUUGGGCGUCAAAAUAUAGCUCUAAGAGGGCAUCGAGACCAAGGCAUAUUAAAUACUUCUACUACAACUUCAUCUGUUAUUAAUGAGGGUAAUUUCAGAGAAUUGUUAAAAUUUCGUGUGGCAUCAGGUGAUGCUAUUUUAGAAAAACAUUUAAAAACAUGUAAUUCAAAAGCUACAUAUAUUUCUCACACAACUCAGGAAAAUAUAAUUGAUUGCAUUAAAGAUGAGUUGCUGACAUGCAUUUUAAAUGAUGUAAAAAAUUUUAAAUAUUACAGUGUAGUUUUUGAUGAAACUACAGAUGUCUCCCAUGUUUCUCAAUUAAGCUUAAUAUUGAGAUAUAUAGACAAUAAAAACAAUGUCCAUGAAAAAUUUGUAGGUUUUAUAAAUUGUCAUGAUGAUGCAUUUCAUAAAGAAAAGAAUAUUGUAGAUUUAGCAAUAGAUGAACAUGAAAACCCAAACAUAGAGCCAAAAUUAACAGGUGAAGUCUUAGGAAACAUUGUUGUAUCUGCUAUGCAAAGUAUGUCACUAGAUUUAAAUAAAUGUGUCGGCAUUGGAACAGAUGGGUGUUCAGUCAUGACAUCAGUAGUUCACGGAGCUGUCCAACGUGUCCAGACCAAUUGUGAAAAUGCAAUUUUUAGUCCAUGUUCCAACCACGCCUUAAAUUUAAGUAUUUCUAAAUCAUCAAAUGUCCACUUAGUAUGUAUAACUGAAUGGAAUGAUGUGGUGUCAUCAUCAAAGGCAAAAACAUUGCUCUUAUCAAUUUGUACUUGUGACUUUGUAUUAACUUUGUAUACAAUGACUGAAAUACUAAGUGUUACAGCAGCAGCAAGCAGGAUAUUACAAGGAACCGCACAAGAUAUUGUUAGUGCUGAAAACUGCAUAGAUUCAAUUGUAAAAAAUUUAGAAGACAAGCGUUUAAAUUCAGUACCACGCACAUCUAAACGUCAAACUCAUCGAUCCAACACUCCAGCCAGUAAUCCCGAGGAGUACUAUAGAAGAGUUUUGUAUAUUCCUAUUCUUGACAAUGUCCUGGAAGAUCUACGCAUGAGAUUCUACAGCAAAAAAAAUAGAACUGUAAUUUUGCUCAUGCAAUUAGUACCAGUUUCAAUUAUCAACAUGUCUCCAGAGAU
This is a messenger RNA of Acyrthosiphon pisum (pea aphid), 1721 nucleotides long. RefSeq lists its product as uncharacterized. The annotation marks the transcript as partial. The record is from RefSeq and is a predicted model, not a curated record. The transcript is spliced from 3 exons. Lineage: Eukaryota; Metazoa; Arthropoda; Insecta; Hemiptera; Aphididae.